AUGUGUUCUAUAAAGAUCGUUUGCUCAAUAGUCUUUUUUCUAUUGUCAUUGAGCAAUAUUUAUUGUGACAAGGAUGCAGACAUUAAUACUCUUCAACAACUAAUCAGCAGUUUAAGUCGACAAGAUAAUUCAAACUGGUGUUGUAAUAUUGAUCCUGGUGUUGAAGCUGCAGCAAAAACUCGUCAAACAACUUAUUACGUUCAACGACAUGCACGCAACAAAUGUGGUUAUAGUGAUUGCGGUCUAUUUGGUUGGUCAAGCUGUACAAGUUGGUGUGAUACAUAUUGGUCAGAAAUGCAACAUGGCGUUGAAACAUAUAUUGUUUAUACGCCACGUUUAUGUCCAGCAGGAAAUCUUGUUUGUUGUGCUGGUUAUAUAACAGUUAUCAAUCAUUGCUUUACCUAUCAAGAAGUUAUGAAUAACAAAGAUGUUUUAGAAAUACUUGUUUCUAUGGGUAUUCCUAUUAAUCCAACAAUGGGUUAA
Rotaria sordida is the source of this 483-nucleotide messenger RNA. The record is from the annotation of a GenBank genome assembly. Lineage: Eukaryota; Metazoa; Rotifera; Eurotatoria; Philodinida; Philodinidae.